Solanum stenotomum is the source of this 1583-nucleotide messenger RNA. Its product is annotated as ethylene-responsive transcription factor ERN2-like. Gene Ontology annotation, molecular function: DNA binding; DNA-binding transcription factor activity. Gene Ontology annotation, biological process: regulation of DNA-templated transcription. Lineage: Eukaryota; Viridiplantae; Streptophyta; Magnoliopsida; Solanales; Solanaceae. The record is from RefSeq and is a predicted model, not a curated record. Bases 187 to 1473 code for a protein of 428 amino acids. The transcript has a single exon.
CAUUUGUUGUCACAAGAAGCACAAACAAUUUAAAAAUCUUAACAAGGUGAAAGAAACUUCAUAUAAAUACCACUUCAUACCAAUCUAAGUUCUGCAUAAGAGCAUUCACAAAUCCAUGACUUAAAUUCACAAUUUAUCAUUUUUUGUGAUUGUACUUAUAUAUAUACUAACACUAACGCUCGUGCGAUGGCUAGGAAAAGAAGGGCGAGUGAGGCACUUGGUGAAAAUAUCCGCGAUAAUGAUCAAGGGAAUGUGGCCUGGGACGAAAUGGUAAAGGAAACUGCUGUUGCAGCUGCGCUUGGUGGAGCACGGCGAGCACGGAAGAGAUUCGUGGGUGUUAGACAGAGGCCAUCAGGUAGAUGGGUAGCUGAAAUUAAAGAUACUAUACAAAAAAUAAGAGUGUGGUUAGGUACCUUUGACACAGCUGAAGAAGCAGCAAGGGCAUAUGAUGAAGCUGCUUGUUUACUUCGUGGAGCCAAUACUCGCACGAAUUUCUGGCCCUGUUCUUCAUCUUCUUCUUCUACUCCGGCUCUUCCUUCGAAAAUCACUAAUCUUCUUAUUAAUAGGCUCAAAGCUAGAAAUAAUUCCUUAGCCGCCGCUGCUGCUGCUGCGGCUGCUUCUUCUUCUUCUUCUUCUUCUUAUUCUUCUGAGCCUGUGGAAAUUCAUGAUCAGGACAAACAGGGAGAAGAAUUCAAAGAAGAAGAAGCUUAUUUUUCGGAUUUGCAGUAUAUGGAGUAUCUCAAGGAUCCCGAAGAUCUGAUUACUGAAAACAACAUGAUCAGUAAUAUGAGUGCAAUUAACGUAAGCAAUUUCACAAACACGUCGGAGGCAUGCUUGGCUGUAAACGAUUAUAGUGUAAUUCAGCCUGUGAAAAGCGAUGAAAACUCGAUUGCUGGAGAGAUUAAUAAUAGUGUGAAAGUAGACUCAGAAGAAGAGAUUGAAGAGGAAAACAAUACUGAUAUAGGAGAUGUAGAGGUAGAGCCAAUUGACUUUCAAUUUGUUGACGAAAUUGGAUCAUCAUGUUACUAUUCACCAUUUGAAGAGAUUAAUUCAUCAGAGAUAAUGGAAGAGGGGAUGAUUUAUGGAGACGAGUCAUCGAUGCUAAGUGAAGCUAUGAGGAGGAUGAAUUACGAGAGGAAGUUCUCAGCAUCACUUUAUGCAUUCAACGGAAUAACAGAAUGCUUAAAAUUGAAGCUGAAAUCUGGAGGAGGAGUUAUGCAGAGAGAAAGAUCUGAACAAUUAAGCAGAUUGAUAAAUGCAUGCAAAAGGAACCGCAACAACAAGGAGGAAGAGGAAAAGAAAAUUAAGGAUAGUGAAUACAGUUCAGAAAGUUCAUCAGAAACUGGACCAUCUUCUAGUUCACCGGAAACUGGAUCAUCUUCAUCAACGAUUUCGGAAGAAACUAAUUACGAUAGUGAAUUGUCCCUCUGGAACUCAAUUGAUCUACCACCAAUCUGCGCCUUUUUUACUUAGAAAAAAAAUGUUUUUUUUGUUUCUGUUAUUUUCAAUAUGUUAUUGUUGGAUCACGUAACUUUUGUUUUCACAGGGUGAAGAUGAAGAUUACUCUGUGUUCUCCUUCAUUU